Molecule: messenger RNA, 1128 nt
Organism: Falco peregrinus (peregrine falcon)
Lineage: Eukaryota; Metazoa; Chordata; Aves; Falconiformes; Falconidae
Product: signal peptidase complex catalytic subunit SEC11C
Exons: 7
Coding region: 435-974 (179 amino acids)
Cellular component (GO): membrane; signal peptidase complex
Molecular function (GO): serine-type endopeptidase activity
Source: RefSeq, a predicted model, not a curated record
CGGGGGCGGAGGGAGACUACGACUCCCGGGACGCCGAGCGCGCGCCCGCGCCGCUCUGGCCCGCGUCGUCCGUAACUGCGGCCAGCGGCCCCGCCGGGCUCCGGGCUGCCAGUGCCGGCUAGCGCGCUCCUGUGGAGGAGGGCCCGGGAGGGUGCCGCUAGCGUCCCGCCGCCGGCCGGGAGCGGCCCCGCCAUGGACCUCUUCGGGGACCUCCGGCGCAUGAACAAGCGGCAGGUACCUGGCUGGAAGGGUCAAUGUGACAAACCAACCUUCUGACUUCUAGCCUGUGAAAGCUACGUGGUUUGUUUUUCUUUAGUAUCUCUCAAUCAUUUUAAAACCCAGCAAUUUCAGAGCAGAUUUUGAAGCUUGACCAAUGCUAUGUUAAGGGUGUCACAUACCUGAAAAUCCUAGCAUGUGUAUUUCAAACUAGGACGAUGGUCUGGGAAUUUCUGGUUCCAUAUUUUACAUCAGCAAGCCGCAUGCUGUAUUACCAAGUCUUAAACUUUGCUAUGAUAGUGUCUUCUGCCCUUAUGAUAUGGAAAGGUCUGAUCGUCAUUACUGGAAGCGAAAGCCCUAUUGUUGUUGUGCUCAGUGGCAGCAUGGAACCAGCAUUUCACAGGGGAGACUUGUUGUUCUUAACAAAUUUCCAUGAUGACCCGAUCAGAGCUGGUGAAAUAGUUGUUUUUAAAGUUGAAGGCAGAGACAUUCCAAUAGUUCACAGAGUAAUCAAAGUACAUGAAAAAGAAAAUGGGAACAUCAAAUUUCUGACUAAAGGUGAUAACAAUGAAGUUGAUGAUAGAGGCUUGUACAAAGAAGGACAGAAUUGGUUAGAGAAGAAAGAUGUUGUUGGAAGAGCAAGAGGAUUUUUGCCUUAUGUUGGUAUAGUAACUAUAAUAAUGAAUGACUAUCCAAAAUUUAAGUAUGCUCUUCUGGCAGUAAUGGGAGCAUAUGUACUGCUGAAACGUGAAUCCUAAAAAAAAAAAAUUAAUUUUUCCAAGAGCAAAGUACAAAGUUAUAUAUUACGUUUUCCUCCCCUGUAUAUUUUUCAGAUGUUUUCAUUUCUGUACACAGUUAUAAAACUGAACAAGCUUUUGUCUGUCUAAAUAAACUGCACAACUAAUGACUAAA